AUGCUUCAUAGUAGCAGGUGGGAUGGAUCAUGGAAUAUCCCUUUACCAGGGAAAGGCCAUGGAUCAUUGGGAAGUGAAAGAAUCAUGGACAAUAGGGAGACGCCUAUUGAGAGGUAUUCGUAUAUAUCUUCAGUUGUGGCUACCGCAAGGAGGUUGCCUUCUGAUUCUGGCGCUUUUGCUGAUUGGGUAGCUUCUUCUGCCGGCCGUGCUGUCCCCGCCGACGAGCUCUCCCUCGGCUUCAAUGCCGGACCUGCCGCUGCUGCGGCCGGGGGAACCGCCGCAGGUCCCACCUCAGGAAUGUGGUCUGGUGCUGCCGCGAGGUCAGUCAAUUACGGUCUCUCGCCGGAGAUGGGAGGCAUGCUCGGCCUCCGCGAUCUCUAUGUCGUCGCGCCGGCGUCGUCAUUUCACCACCACCACCACCACCACCACCAUGACCAGUCUGUCAUGACCGAUCCUCAUUCGGUUAACAGCUCGAACCCCGCGACUGCGCUCGGCGUCGGUGUUAUUCCUCUUCUCACCUCCACGCCUUGUCUCGGCCCAUCUAACAUCAGCGCCGAGAACGAGACAUUGAUGAGUAAUCGAAGCCGAGGUGGCGCAAUUCAGCUGUGGCAAGACCAGGAGUCCGAGCAUGGUCAUUAUUUGAAGAAACAAGGUACGAUGAUGUUUGAGCUCAACGACAGUGCUGGAAAUCUGGUUCGGGACGACAAUGGAUUGACCGCCUCCGCCACGAACAGUGGUGGAACGACGUGCCAGGAUUGUGGCAACCAAGCGAAGAAGGAUUGUACUUACAGGAGGUGCAGGACUUGCUGCAAAAGUCGGAAUUACGACUGCCCUACUCACGUGAAGAGCACGUGGGUGCCGGAGUCUCGACGGAGGGAACGCCGCCUGAUGGCUGCUGCCGCUGGGGCAGCGACGGCUGGUGGAUCCAUCGGGGCUACCUCUGGUUCCAAGAAACCUAGACUUGUCACAUCACAACAACAAACCACAGCAAACUCUCACACUUCCACAUCUAAUACCACUCCUCCUAGAAGCUUCGAUACUAGCUCAAGCCAUCAAGAUGCGGGUUUUAAGGAAUCACUGCCGGGUCAAGUCCGAGCUCCGGCGGUGUUCAAGUGUGUUCGGGUGACGGCGGUGGACGAUGCCGGCCAGGACGAGUUUGCCUAUCAGACGACUGUGAAGAUUUGCGGCCAUGUAUUCAAAGGGUUUCUGUAUGACCAAGGGGUUGAAAGUAGACAUGUGUAUCCAAAUUUAUCGGAGCUUCAUCUUGGCGGCGCUGGCAGCUCCGGCAAUGGGAGAAAUGGGGCUUCAUCUUCAUCCCCAAUGCUGGAUCCCUCUGAUGUUUAUGCAGCUUCAGGUGGUGGCUUACUUGGAGGAGGAUCAACUUAUGGUAAUCCAAUAAAUUAACACUAAUUUGUAAGCUAAUUAAAAUGAUUCUUCUUCAUGUGGCGAUUAUUGGAGGAGCUUCUGGGCUUGUAAUCAAAUCCUGUAUCUUAUUGAAAAUGUGUAUCACUCCCCACUUUUGAACUCCUUUGGCUUCAUUCGUACAAUAUAUAUAUAUAUAUAUAUGUAGCCAAUUUGUCUCUGUCAUUUCAUAAAAUGAGCAUUUAAUGA
Molecule: messenger RNA, 1611 nt
Organism: Prosopis cineraria
Lineage: Eukaryota; Viridiplantae; Streptophyta; Magnoliopsida; Fabales; Fabaceae
Product: protein LATERAL ROOT PRIMORDIUM 1-like
Exons: 3
Coding region: 1-1404 (467 amino acids)
Biological process (GO): positive regulation of DNA-templated transcription
Cellular component (GO): nucleus
Molecular function (GO): DNA binding; DNA-binding transcription factor activity
Source: RefSeq, a predicted model, not a curated record